Molecule: messenger RNA, 253 nt
Organism: Closterium sp. Naga37s-1
Lineage: Eukaryota; Viridiplantae; Streptophyta; Zygnematophyceae; Desmidiales; Closteriaceae
Source: the annotation of a GenBank genome assembly
AAACUUCUCCUCUGCGCCCACUUCCCACCCGCCCCCCUUCUCCGCCCCGCUCCUCCCCGUGCUCCCCGUCUCCGCCCCCCUCUUACCCCCAUCCACCCCUUCCGCCACCCCUUCCGCCACCCCUUCCGCCACACCUUCCGCCACACCUCCCGCAUCCUGCUCCCCCCCGCCCCUCCUGCGGCCAAUCACCGAAGAGUGUGCAGGCGUUAACAAGGAAGAAGAGCACGUAGAUGGGGUGCAGAUGGCCCCAUGA